Messenger RNA from Echinops telfairi (small Madagascar hedgehog), 3866 nucleotides. RefSeq names its product acyl-CoA binding domain containing 5 (gene ACBD5). Gene Ontology annotation, molecular function: fatty-acyl-CoA binding. Bases 70 to 1674 code for a protein of 534 amino acids. Lineage: Eukaryota; Metazoa; Chordata; Mammalia; Afrosoricida; Tenrecidae. Gene Ontology annotation, biological process: fatty acid metabolic process; autophagy of peroxisome. The transcript is spliced from 14 exons. The record is from RefSeq and is a predicted model, not a curated record. Gene Ontology annotation, cellular component: peroxisome.
UGGGUCCUCUUGGAGGGAGCGCGGCUCCUCGACCACCAGCGGCCGAACUCCCUCUGCCUUCUGCUAGAGAUGCUCUUCCUUUCGUUUCAUGCAGGCUCCUGGGAAAGCUGGUGCUGCUGCUGCUGCUGCUGCCUGAUUCCACCCGACAGUCCUUGGAACCCGGGCUGGCGCAGGAGUCUGGAGAUGGCUGAUACUCGGUCUGUCCAUGAAACCAGGUUCGAGGCUGCGGUGAAGGUGAUCCAAAGUUUGCCGCAAAAUGGUUCAUUCCAGCCAACAAAUGAAAUGAUGCUCAAGUUUUAUAGCUUCUAUAAACAAGCUACUGAAGGACCCUGUAAAUUGUCAAGGCCUGGAUUCUGGGAUCCUAUUGGAAGAUACAAAUGGGAUGCUUGGAGUUCUUUGGGUGAUAUGCCCAAAGAGGAAGCCAUGAUUGCAUAUGUUGAAGAAAUGAAAAAGAUUCUUGAGACUAUGCCAAUGACUGAGAAAGUUGAAGAAUUGCUGCAUGUCAUAGGACCCUUUUAUGAAAUCGUAGAGGACAAAAAGAGUGGCAGGACUUCUGAUUUAACCUCAGUCCGAUUGGAGAAAAUCUCUAAGUAUUUAGAAGAUAUUGGUAAUGUUCUAACUAAUCCAACUACCAAAACUGUGAACGGUAAAGCUGAGAGUAGUGAUAGUGGAGCUGAGUCAGAGGAAGAAGACGCUAGAGAAGACGGGAAAGGAGCACAACAAAGUGAUAAUGAUAAAAAAAUAGUGAUGAAAUCAGCAGACCAUAAUAACUUGGAAAUUGUUGUCACUAAUGGCUAUGAGAAAAACGACUUUGUUCAGAAUGACCUUCAUACCACUUCUUCUCUGAGUGACGAAAGCAUUGAAGAAAUAAAACCUCUCAAAGAGCAACAUUGUGAAAAAACUGGAAAAACGACUGUCGGUCUUCACCAAGAUAUAAAUGGUGAUCAUGUGGAAGAUGUUUCAGGAAUUCAGCAUUUGACCAGUGACUCAGACAGUGAAGUUUAUUGUGAUUCUAUGGAGCAAUUUGGACAAGAGGAGUCUUUAGGCAACUUUUCAUCCAACAAUGGACCCUUUCAACACUACUUGAGUGGUGAUCCCAGUCAGCCCUUGGACAGUUCUGGUUUUCCUGAAGAUACUCCAGUCUCUCCUGCCGGCGCCACCACCGCGGAUGCGCAGCUCGUAGCCGUGGACGGGAGAGGCGAAGUGAAGUGUGGAGGAGAGGAUGGCAGAAGUCAUAGUGGAGCCCCACACCGGGAGAAACCAGGGGGAGAAAACGAGGAAUUCUCGAAUGUCAGAAGAGCGAGAGGACAUAGGAUGCAUCAUUUGAAUGAAGGAGCCAAAGGUCAGAAAAUGGGAAGUGGAGGUGAUGGAGAACGGUGGGGUUCAGACAGAGGGUCCCGAGGCAGCUUCAGUGAGCAUAUCGCUCUUGUGCUCAUGAGAUUACAGGAAGACAUGCAGGAUGUCCUGCAGAGACUGCAUCAGCUGGAAACAAUAACUGCUUCCCAGGCAAACCCGGCAACAAUACAGGCUAGUAGCCAGUCCUCCUCUCCGAGACCAUCCUGGUGGCCCUUCCAGAUGUCUCCUGGUGCAUUGACUUUUGCUAUUAUAUGGCCUAUUAUUGUUCAAUGGUUGGUGCAUAUUUAUUAUCAGAGAAGAAGAAGAAAACUAAACUGAAGAAAAGAUAUUUGACCCAAGAAGACUACUGGACCUGAAUGAUUUUGGAAUGAAAUGGAUUCUAAAUUCACAAGAAUGUCUUAGUUUGUGAUGAUUACAUUUUUCUGUUGUCUAGUAGUUUGGUUUGUGUACAUACAUACAUACAUGUAUAUAUUUUGCACUACACAAAUAAUGUUUUAAGGUCUAAUUUUGCUGAUGCUUGAAUAAUCAAACUUAAGUAUGUUAAAAGUAGCAUACAUAGAUUUACCCUAUCCUUAAACUUGCAGAACAUUAUUAUUGUUUGAUAACUUCCUUAUCCAGUUAUUUCCCAUAUGAAACUAAGCUACUUCCCAAGGUACAGUUGUAGUAAUGAGAGCUGAUUUUUAAGUGGGUAUUUAAUUGUCUAAAUUAAAUGUGAGGAAGAUUUAAAAAAGUAAAUAAAAUAAAUAAAUGUGAGGAAGGAUGCAAACUCGGAGUAACUGAAAUGAACUGAAAUUGGCCUGCCUCCGUAGUCACUGCGUUGCGGCCUGCUGAAGCCUCUUCUCCACAGUAAGCGUUGUGGACCAUCCAGAGCACUAGUUUUCACAGUGGUUCCUGGGUAUGGACAACGCUGACUCGAGGGUCUGGCAGCACUGUUAGGAAGGAGAGUCCUAUGUCCUAGGUUUUACAGCCGUAACCUGCUGAUGAAAAUAACGGGAGAAUGGGCUAAAAGUAGGUGAGAAAAUGAACUCUGAUAAAUAAGGUUUUUAUCCAGUCAAAUACAUUUAUUCCUUUGUAGCCAUUUUUCUGGAACUAAUGAUAUCUAGUUUCUGCUUCAUAGGGUGCUUUCAAAUAUACUGUAAAAACUUCUUUAUACUGUUUUUACAAAAAUAAAACAUGAAAAUGACUUUUCUGCAACUGGAAAACUAUAGAUUGGACUUCUAACCUCAGUGCCUCAGUUUUCCCUUCUGGUAUAGUAUUUGAGAUAGACCUGUUUCUUAGGAGUAUUGGGAAGAUUUGCAAGCUGACAGCCAGAAGCUUCCACAGGGAUAAGAACAUUCCAGGCCCUUUCCUCUAGACUAAGAAAACUUUGCUUUAGCUCCUUGAAGACCUUGUUUAGGAAAUUCUUCUUCUUACCUAUGACUGUGUAACUCCUCUCCCUGUAUUUUCUGCGUAUAAAUAACUCCCAAGCCCACUGCCAUGAAGUCAAUUGCAACUCACCUGGACGACCCUACGUAGAUCAGGUUUCUGAGGGUGUAAAUCUUUACUGGAGCAAAUAGCCUCAUCUUUCUCCUGAGGAGCAGCUGGUGGGUUUGAAUCACCAGCCUUGCAGUUAGCGAUCCAACACUUAAUCCUCCAGCAUCCCUCCUCCCCCAGGGCUCCUUUACAUACAGUGUUCCCAUAGAGAUAACACACACAGCACAUGCACAUAAUACAUGUAUUGUGCAGAGGAAACGUAAUUUGCAAGGGGCUUAUGGUGUUUGCAAAAAACACACCACACGUUAUUUGCUUAAAAAUAUAUAUGUAUCUUGUGCUUUAACAAGUUCUCUGAUUGAAAGGCUUUUCUGAGCACUCUUAAUUAUAUACAAUGCUGGGAUUAGCAUCAUGUGUUCAGGGUAUUUUGAGUGAAAGAAAGAAGUAAUCCAUCCUUCGUAAAAGGAGGUUCUUCUGUUUGCCUGAAGAAAACUGUGUACGGAUACAGUAUGCUGACCUCAAGAUUUUCUUUCCUUUUGUGUAACUUGAUUUUUUGAAAGAACUUUCAAAUUUCAUUUGAUCAGUAUGUGUCUAUCUAAAGGGAUCUACUGAUACUUGCUUUUUAAAAACAAUGUUUAGAAAAAGAAUCUAGUAACUGAAUUCCAUGUAAAAAUAAAGCUUACUCCUGUGGAUCAGGCAUUAUUUUAAAAAUUAGCUAUCUGGUGUCAGAAAAUGGAGGCUUUUCUCUUCGUCUAUAAAUAAAUAAAGUGCAAAUUCAGAUUGUAAACAGUUGUGAUUCAUUAAAAAAAAGCAGCCAGGGGUAAUUAAUUCUUAGGGAUAACCACUUGUAUCUUUAUAAUUUGAAAAGCACGUUGCACACAGUUCUUGUAUAUAAAAAUUAAGAUGUAAUUAUAGGGUGUAGUACUGUUCCUUUGGUGAACGAGCCUCAUUUUAAAUAGACAACUAUGGUAAUUUUUUUAAUGAUCUCCGUUUCUGUUUCUUUGUUGUGAAACUAAGUUAAAAAUAAAUGAUUAAUGAGA